AUGGGCUGAAGGAACCAUUAUUCAAAUCGGAAGUGGCCAAGAAUCGUCACAUCGGCUCAGCUCUUUAGGUAGUUCGCUUCAGCUAUCGUUGCCAGGACAGCGAGGGUGUUUGAAGUCCGAAUUCUUGGUAUCUUGGGUGGCUGCGGGCGGAAGUCGCGGCCCGGCGGGCCGUGCGCACAGCUCGCUCUGCGGUGCAGUGAGGACGUUCGUGGCAGGACUCAGUGAGUGUGCGCUGCAGGAGCCGAUUCUGGGUGGGAGCCGGGAGCUUCAGGACGAGGAUCUUGAUGCCGUGAUUGCCUUAGGAGCCAGGCGAGAGGGCUGCUCAGGCAGCGAUGGAGCCCUGGGGCCCGUGUGCCCUGCUUUGAUGCAACCGCGCUGCCUUCUGGUCUGCUAGUGUUUGAGUAGCUGGUAACUGGAGCCCUAGCUCCUCGUCAAACACUGGCCUGCAAGAGGAGAAAAACUCCAAAGAGUAGGUGAAAACGGGAAAAUGAAUUUUUUUACGUUUUGGUCCAAAGUGGGAAAACAGUUUCCUCCAUCUGUGUUUGAUAAGCAGUGUUUACAAUAGAGGGAGCUGCAUGGGAGCGGGAGAUCCCCGUAGGUACGUCUGAUGUCACCUGAGCUGGGACAGAAGCCUUGGUGCUGGCCCUGCUGGCCCCAGAGACAGGUGUUCGGGGCAUUUCCUUUCCCGUAUUGUAUUUCCUGUAUAGAGGUGGAGUUGAAAACAAAAAAAGGGGGGGGGGAUUAAAAAAAAAAACUAAUCCUAAUUCAGUUCCUAUUGCCCAUUUACAUAACUAUUGGGAUCCUUUGCAGAUGUGAGGCCUGAUCGGAGGUUUGGCCUGUGCUUGGGACUGUGGAUAUGGUGAGGCUGAUGCUGCGCCGCAACUCUACGUGGGUCCCCCGCGUGCCGAAGUAUCUUCAGAAUCCCGAGAAAAUCAGAGGCAGACCGAGAGUAGAAGCCACAAAGAACAUGCCUACUGACAUGAAUUUCUGCCAGAUGCCCCAGAGGUUAGGAGCAGACAAGCAGAGUGGAUUGUGUGAGAGAUUGGUGUCCUUUGAGGAUGUGACUGUGGACUUCAGCCAGGAGGAGUGGCAGCACCUGGACUCUGCCCAGAGAUGCCUGUACCAGGAUGUGAUGCUGGAGAUCUACAGCCACCUCUUGGCAGUGGGUGAGCACAGCCACCUGGGGAUCCAGGGUGAAUUGCAACUUGACACACCACAUCAACCAGUUUUUGUGAAAGCUUCAUUUCUAAAUGAUGCAUCCAGUGAAGUCACAGGACAUGGUUCAUAUUGUACCUUUUUGGAGAGACUGUGGCAGGAUGGCAGCAGUGCUACAAAGACACAUCAGCAAAGCCAGGUCCCACCCGUCAGCCCUAGUGCUUGCCGAAACCAGAAGCCACUGAACACAGACAGUGGUGGUGACUCUGGAGGAACUGGAGAAUCUCUUCUCCUGGGACGCCACCUCGUCUCUACAAAAUGUGUACCUCCAAGAUGGUUCUCAUUUGCAAAAAGGUUGAAACCUAACCUUGAAGCAUGUAAUGACGAUCAAAGCAACGCCACAAAGCAGGUUAGUGAGAUUAUUGGAUCUCAUGAGUUUUUAACACAAGGCUCUUCUAACGGUGUGUGUACAAUACCUCUUCAGAGAGAAAAAUCAUACAAUGACAGUCAGCUUGGAAACAUUCUUUCUCCCAAUCCACCACUUACAGAGCAUGGAAUUCCUUUUCAAGACAAAGCAGUUGAAUAUACUGGAUGCGGGAAAGUCCUCACUGAUGAGUCAGCUUUCUGUCAACAACAAACAACUGACAAUAUGGAGACAUCUUUUAUCUGUCACACAUGUGGGAAAACCUUUCUCCUCAAGUCUCAAUUGGUCUCCCAUCCAGAAACUCAUGGAGAAGAGACACCUUAUGAAUGUCCCAACUGUGCAAAAUCCCUAAGGGGUAUGUCCAGCCUACACGUGCACCGUGAAAUCCACACAAAGGAGAAACGGUAUGAAUGCCAUGUGUGUGGGAAAUCAUUCAGUUAUACAUCCCACCUAAAGGUGCACCUUCGAACACACACUGGUGAGAAACCUUAUGCAUGUUCUGACUGUGGGAAAGCCUUCAGCCAAAAGUCAGUCCUCACCAUACAUCAGAGAAUUCACACUGGGGAGAAGCCUUACACGUGCAGUGACUGUGGGAAAAUGUUUGUUUGUGCAUCAGAUCUGACAAAGCAUUGUCGGUUUCACACAGGGGAGAAGCCUUACGAGUGCCCCGACUGUGGGAAGUCUUUUAGUAUUAAAUCUAACCUGCUUGCCCAUCAUCGAAUCCACACCAGUGAGGGACCUUACAAAUGCUUUGACUGUGGGGAAUCAUUCAGGAAAAUAUCCCAAUUGAAGGUACAUCAUCAAAUUCACACUGAUGGUAGAUCUUUUGUGUGUUCUGACUGUGGAAUGGCCUUUAGCCAAAAGUCAGUUCUCAUCACACAUCAGCGAAUUCACACUGGGGACAAAUGUUACCCAUGUGGUGACUGUGGAAAGCUGUUUCUUUAUGCUUCAGAUCUGAAGAAGCAUUGUCGCGUUCACACAGGGGAGAAGCCUUACAAAUGCCACGACUGUGGGAAAUCGUACAGUGUGAAAUCCCACCUCCAUGUGCAUCAUCGAAUUCACACUGGUGAGAGACCUUACAAAUGUGAUGACUGUGGAAAAUCCUUCAGAAGAAACUCUCACCUGCAAAUGCAUCAACAAACUCACACUGGUGAGAAGCCCUACAAGUGCUCUGACUGUGGGAAGUCAUUCCGGAGAGCAUCCCACCUGAAGGUGCAUCAUCGAAUUCACACUGGGGAGAAACCUUAUGUGUGUUCUGAGUGUGGGAAGGCCUUCAAUGACAGGUCAGUUCUCAGCACACAUCAGAGAAUUCAUACUGGAGAAAAGCCCUACAUAUGCAGCGACUGUGGGAAAGCCAUGUCUUCUAAAGCCAAUCUCAAAGAGCAUCAACGAAUUCACACAGGCGAGAAGCCAUAUGUGUGUGCUGAAUGUGGGCGGGCCUUCAGUGAUAAGUCUUCUUUCUAUAGACAUUGUAAAAUUCACAGUAAGGAUAGACCUUUUGUCCAUAACAAAGGUGAAAAGGGCUUCCUGCAGAAUUCACAAGUGGCCACCUAUGAGCAAACGCACAGUGUAGAGAAACUAUAGUGACAUUCUGUCUAUGGGAAAUCUGCCCUUGUUAUGUAUCAGCUAAAGGGGUAUCGUCAAGGUCAUACGUACUACCAUUACUGAAGCUGUGGGAUGCUGUUGGUGCACUGCCCACACUGCACUGGGAAGAGACAUUGUUUGUGUUGUGAUGCAGAGAGUCCUUCAAAAUCAUGUCGUUUCAUUGGACUCAAGUGCCCAUGCCAGACGGUCUUCCUCAAGACACCUGAUCACAUGAAAGAAUUUGUUGUAGAGUCAGUUCCUCAUCCAUAGCCCUCAUCAAAAUAUUCUUGGUGUUCAUGAAAAAAUAUUUUAUCACAGACCUAAGUAGGACUAGGAAGAUAUCACACUCAUUUGGUAAAUUCUUUGUCUUCUGGAUACCAGAGGCACACACAUACACACAUACAUGCCAUGGGUAUCUACACACAAUACAUACACAAACCUAACUAUACAAGCCAUAGAUCAUAGUUUAAAAAGAGUACAGCUAUGCAUUGCUUGUUUAAACAUAUAAUUAAUUAUAUGUGAGAGAAGUAUUAAUGAACUUGUAGGAAGAAGCACAAAUAUUUCCUUGCAUGAAGAAAUGCUGAUUAAUGAUUUGAGGUAAACCUUCCAUAGUUAAUUGUACAAAGUUUCUAGACUACAGGAAAGUUUGUUGGAAAUUA
This is a messenger RNA of Arvicola amphibius (Eurasian water vole), 3822 nucleotides long. RefSeq names its product zinc finger protein 260-like. The transcript has 5 exons. NCBI's taxonomy places the organism in Eukaryota, Metazoa, Chordata, Mammalia, Rodentia, Cricetidae. Gene Ontology annotation, molecular function: DNA-binding transcription activator activity, RNA polymerase II-specific; RNA polymerase II cis-regulatory region sequence-specific DNA binding. Gene Ontology annotation, biological process: regulation of transcription by RNA polymerase II. The coding region runs from base 857 to 3163 and encodes 768 amino acids. Gene Ontology annotation, cellular component: nucleus. The record is from RefSeq and is a predicted model, not a curated record.